Molecule: messenger RNA, 1516 nt
Organism: Salarias fasciatus (jewelled blenny)
Lineage: Eukaryota; Metazoa; Chordata; Actinopteri; Blenniiformes; Blenniidae
Gene: pacsin1b
Product: protein kinase C and casein kinase substrate in neurons 1b
Exons: 10
Coding region: 179-1516 (445 amino acids)
Biological process (GO): plasma membrane tubulation; cytoskeleton organization; regulation of endocytosis
Cellular component (GO): plasma membrane; cytoplasm; endosome
Molecular function (GO): phospholipid binding; protein binding
Source: RefSeq, a predicted model, not a curated record
CUGCUUUAGAGGGAUGGGGAUUCCCGAUGGUGGAGCGGGUCCGUGAUGAUGUUUGACUGCAGGAUGUGCUGACGAGGGAGGAGAAAAGAGUGAAGAAUGAAUCAAAGGAUGUGCAUGAGGAACAUUAUUCUGCCGCAGACCACCACAGCCUGAAGCCACCCCGCCAAACUCUGGGACCAUGUCUGGAGCCUACGACGAGUCCGCCUUCCAGGAGGAGAGCACAGACAGCUUCUGGGAGGUUGGGAACUACAAACGCACGGUGAAGAGGAUUGACGACGGUCAUCGGCUGUGCAAUGACCUGAUGAACUGCAUCCAGGAGCGUGCCAAAAUUGAGAAAGCGUACGCACAGCAGCUGACCGAGUGGUCCAAAAGAUGGAGGCAGCUGAUAGACAAAGGGCCUCAGUAUGGGACCGUGGAGCGAGCCUGGGUAGCGAUGAUGACGGAGGCAGAGAAGGUGAGCGACCUCCACCAUGACAUGAGGACUAACCUCAUGAACAACGACUUCGAGAAGGUGAAGAACUGGCAGAAGGAAUCGUACCACAAACAGAUGAUGGGGGGAUUCAAGGAGACCAAAGAGGCGGAGGAGGGCUUCAAGAAGGCCCAGAAACCCUGGGCCAAAAAGCUAAAAGAGCUCGAGGCGGCCAAGAAGUCGUUCCACAUGGCUUGCAAAGAGGAGAAGCUGGCGUCGGCCAGAGAGGCCAACAGCAGAGCAGAGGCCUCGGUGACGGCCGACCAGCAGAAGAAACUGCAGGAGAAGCUGGAAAAGUGCAGACAGGACUCCCAGAAGGCCAGGGAGAAGUACGAGCGGUCUCUGGAAGAGCUGAAUCAUUGCACCCCGCCCUACAAGGACGGCAUGGAGCUGGUGUUCGAGCAGUGCCAGCAGUUUGAAGACAAGAGGCUGGACUUCCUCAAGGAGGUGCUGCUGGAGGUCAAAGGCCACCUCAACCUCGCCGAGAACCAAAGUUACGCUGCAGUGUACAGAGAACUUGAACACACCAUCAAGUCGGCCAGUCCGGAGGAAGAUCUCAAGUGGUUUGACAGCAUGCACGGCCCCAGCAUGCAUAUGAACUGGCCGCAGUUUGAGGAGUACAACCCAGACCUCGCACACCACAUCUCAAAGAAAGAAAAGUCCAGGAAAGGGACUGACGGCAUCAUGCUGACUCACGUCACCUCCGCGGUGGAUCACGCUCAAGCAGGAGACCGGGGAAGUGUGAGCAGCUACGAGAAGAACCAGGCGUACACGGCCUCCACGGAAUGGUCGGACGAGGACCAAACGGCCGCCGACUCGGGCAACGACACCAACGGAGGGUCCAACCCUUUCGACGAGGACGUGGGCAAAGGCGUGCGGGUGAAAGCGUUGUACGACUACGACGGCCAGGAGCAGGACGAGCUCAGCUUCAGGGCGGGCGACGAGCUGACGAAGCUGGAGGAAGAAGACGAGCAGGGCUGGUGUAAAGGCCGCCUCGAUAACGGGAAGCUGGGCCUCUACCCGGCCAAUUACGUGGAGCCCAUCUAA